AUGAAAGCCAUCUUGUCUAAUUUUGGUAGGCGCGUCGACAUCAACAGGCAACACGAGCCUAAAGAUGCUGCUUACAACUUAAAGUCGGCAACGACUUCGACCUCCGCAAACGGCUUGCAUUUCCACCAAUCCUACUCGUCCUUUGGCACUACAGGCGGCGGCAUCGGCGACGCUCCUACCGAUCAUAGGGCAAUCAUCAACCUCGAUAUUUCCAGCAGCCAAGGGUAUUCCAACUUCUCGAGCUCGUCUCCAAGGUCCUCGCCAUCCGCACGAGCUAGUGCUGAGAAGAGCAAUCUCAACGAGCAAUUUUCACACGGGAGCACAUCGGCAACACGUGCUCCAGCUCAUCCACCAUCGAGCUACAGGCAUCCUUCGAGACACGAUGGCGGUGCACAAACAGGGUCUCGCGGUCUCGUGAGAAAGCUGUCCAGCUCUAGCGGUAGGGCUUCCCUGCAGUCGACAUCUAGUACUUCCGCUCAGUCCGAGCAUCCCUCGAAAGCCUCGAAGGACCGUGCCAAUCUGCGAGGAGUCACAACCCGGUCGCGCAACGGAGCGACCUCAUACGCCACCCCUCCUACCCCUCUGCCCUCUAGCGACCGAGAUCUCAACCAUAGCGUCGCCAAUGCCGACAUCUCUAUCAUGACUUCGUCAGAACUCGCUCAAAGACUCAACGAGCUGGCAGUGGCCAAUGCAGAUGGCCUGCUUUCCGAGGACGAAUAUCGUACCCUGCGUCAGGCCGUCUUUGACAAGAUGAUGAUGACCGACAAACAAGCUUUGGCCAUACCGACAGACAGCGGACGAACGGGUUACGGUUUGUCGAACCAGGAGCAGUCUCGUAACGCCGCUCCCGCUGAUCGCAUCCCGGGCGGUACAGUCUUCCUGUCUGCCGAUUUGCUCAGUGCCGACGCCGAGCGCUCCAAGUCCUCCCUCGGUCACCACGCCAGCUCCAUACGCAGCGGCCGCAGUGCAAAGUCGUCGAGUUUCCAGAAUGUCACAAAUUUCUUCAGGGGCAAUUCUUCAAACUCCAAAGCCAUGCAUCCCCAGACCAGCCAAGACUCCCAUUCGAGUCAAGACCGAGCUGCUCCCUCCUUACGCGAUUCUGAAGGAGCGUCCUCGCAGCAUUCGAGCGGGGAUGGGAACUCACGUCGCGCCCUGUCGUUCCGCACACAGCACUCGUCCGCAGCAAGAUCGUCGUCACGCAUGUCUACCUUGGGCCGUCUCAGAGCAGGGAGCCACGCACGACGCGAACAGGCCGAAUAUGCAACUCGCGAACUGGAGGACACUUUUUCAGCCCAACGAACCGCGCGUUCGCUGCGCGCCGUGUCCAUCUACGAUGCCGGCAGCACUGACCUCUCAAAGUCGGGUGUCGCCGUCCAUAACAGGUCGCCGACGUCUCUGCGGGCAGAGAUCGCUCCCACAACCAUGUUUGGCGCCGAGUAUGUCGACAAGACCACGCAGGAGAUCCGAGCAGAAAUUGGCGUGGUCCAGACCGAGGGCAAUCGAAUGUUGGAAACAUUUGCGGCACUCGAAGACGCGCUCUUGGCAAAGCAGACCUCGCUGGAUGCGCUCUCCGUGUCAAACGUGUUGGAAAGGGUACGAGCAGCCAAUCCCUUGGCAUGCGCCACGGGUCUCGAUGAUGCGGAUCGGCACGGUAAAGGGGCGCGUCAUCAACGCCCACCACCACCUUCGUCGUACCGCAUGCCCCGCUCAGCCGACACUGCUAACGGCUCUAACAAUCACAUCUCAGUUGAGGCUUCGGUCUCAGAGGACGUAGCGGUCUUGCAUGCCAAACUGACCAGCAUAUAUACGCAGAAAGCUGCCGUAGUGAAGCGAUACCAGGACCGACUAGCGUUUCUGGCAAGCAAGCUACGAUCAGCAACGAUUCGCGAAGGACUCAAAUGA
Pseudozyma hubeiensis SY62 is the source of this 1902-nucleotide messenger RNA. RefSeq lists its product as hypothetical. Lineage: Eukaryota; Fungi; Basidiomycota; Ustilaginomycetes; Ustilaginales; Ustilaginaceae. Bases 1 to 1902 code for a protein of 633 amino acids. The record is from RefSeq and is a predicted model, not a curated record. The transcript has a single exon.